Messenger RNA from Saprolegnia parasitica CBS 223.65, 930 nucleotides. RefSeq lists its product as hypothetical. The annotation marks the transcript as partial. NCBI's taxonomy places the organism in Eukaryota, Oomycota, Saprolegniomycetes, Saprolegniales, Saprolegniaceae. The transcript has 5 exons. The record is from RefSeq and is a predicted model, not a curated record.
UAUUUCAACCCCAAGCGCGUGCCGUAUGUCCCCAACCACUUGCUGGACUUCGUGACGCGGCCGCUCGAAGCCGGGCGCGGCCAUGUGCUCAAGUGUUUCAUUGAGCGGAAUCGCGUGGGCCAAAACCGCCUCUCGCCCGUGUACACGCUCUUGGUCGAAGUCAACAGUUCGAGCGGCCGGCCCAUCUUGUACUGUCGCCAAAAAGCAACGAGCCAAUUCUCGUCGCACUUUGUGUUCAGCCUCAACAAGGAAGAUCUCUUUUUGUCGCGUUCAAUGCGCAGCAAGCAGUUUCUCGGGAAGCUUCGGUCGGACACGCGCAAGAUGGAGUACGCGCUCUUCGACCAAGGCGACAACCCGGAGGACAUUGACUCGGACUGCGAGAUUGACGACGAGAUUCGCCAGCACAUCCGCGCGCAAUUGUGCAUCAUUCGCUACCACAACAUGAAAAAGGACCAUCCGCGCAAGAUGGAGGUCAUCAUUCCGUCCAUCAACGAGACCGGCACGGGGUACCUGGAGUGGCGCCCCAUCACGCGCGACCAAGCCAUGGAAACCCUCUUUAGCGAGAUUUCCGAAAAGGCACGUCGCAUUGCCGACAAGUUUAUCUGCAUGCACAAGCGCGAGACGCAGUACGACCCGCUUUCGUCGUGCAUUGUCGACUUUCGCAGCCGUGCGACAUGUGUCUCGGUCAAGAACUUUCAAAUGGUGCACUCGCAGCCGCUCGACCAAGACCGGUACCGCGAGGCGUAUAUUGCCGCGCACCCCGGGUACCACUACGACGACGAAGGCACGGUGAGCGUGCCCCAAGAGCACGUGCUCCUGCAGAUGGGCCGUGUCGGCCAAAACUGCUUCAACAUGGACUUCCAAUACCCGCUCUCGAUGCUCCAAGCGUUUGCGAUCUGCAUUUCCCGCUUUGAUUCCAAGCAGAAAUAA